Molecule: messenger RNA, 1667 nt
Organism: Neurospora crassa OR74A
Lineage: Eukaryota; Fungi; Ascomycota; Sordariomycetes; Sordariales; Sordariaceae
Gene: cnb-1
Product: calcineurin subunit B
Exons: 5
Coding region: 658-1182 (174 amino acids)
Molecular function (GO): calcium-dependent protein serine/threonine phosphatase regulator activity; calcium ion binding
Source: RefSeq, a predicted model, not a curated record
GCCGCGGCCCGCCUCUCCCUCUUUUGCCUCCGUUCCAGUCUGUGACCGCCAAACCGAAGAGGGGACCUGCCGACUGCGGGACGACAGUAGCCGCGGCGGGCUGCUGCUCUGCUGGUGUCAGCCCAGGAGUGCUCGUGAAUGGGAGGCCCCCGCUGUUCGGUGAGGCAAUCGAGCGCCGCACUGCAGCUAUGGACUAGUAGUGACAGCCCGAGCUACCUGGACCUUGACCACUUGUCAACCACCACUGGUGGCAUCCCAUCUCAGCCUUAUUCCUGCCUUGUCCAGACCCUUAUCGACCCGGAGUCGACCCCUAAUUCCUCCAACCUGUGAAUACCUCCUGCCUCGCACUUUUUUCUUUGCUGCUCAAGUGUUAACCCACCACCCAGCGCCCGAACUUCUUGCCAAAGUGACGACGACUACCGACACGACCCAUUCGUAUCCGAUCGCUUCAGCGUCGCAUCACGUCGCAUCUUUCGGCACAGGCACAUUGCUAUCAUCACGAGCACGACAACCAGCGGUGGAAAGGAAACAGAACAAACCGAGAACUUGUCGACGAUUCAGCACGGCGAUUUGUACACCACCGUGCACUUUGAUACCCAGUAAUACAGAUAUCCAUCGGUCGAAAGAGUCCAGCAAUACACAACACGAGCAGCAACCAUGGGCAACACCACCAGCUCCGUCCUGGACAACAUUGUCCAGGGAUCCAACUUCGACAGGGAAGAGGUUGACCGCUUGCGUAAGAGGUUUAUGAAGUUGGACAAGGAUAAUUCCGGUACCAUCGAGCGCGAAGAGUUCUUGAGCCUACCGCAAAUAUCGACAAAUCCUCUGGCUACAAGAAUGAUUGCCAUCUUCGACGAAGACGGUGGUGGCGACGUCGACUUUCAAGAGUUCGUAUCCGGCUUAAGCGCCUUCUCGAGCAAAGGCAACAAGGAGCAGAAGCUGCGGUUCGCUUUCAAGGUGUACGACAUUGACCGUGACGGGUACAUCAGCAACGGCGAGUUGUUUAUCGUACUGAAGAUGAUGGUAGGCAGCAACCUUAAGGACCAACAGCUGCAACAGAUUGUCGACAAGACGAUCAUGGAGGCGGAUUUGGACAAGGACGGCAAGAUCAGCUUUGAGGAGUUCACCAAGAUGGUGGAGAACACGGAUGUCAGCAUGAGCAUGACUUUGGAUCAAUUCUAGUGUACUUCUCACACCACGUUUGGCUUCUGAUACCCUUGAAAGCGGGAAGCUGCUUUGUCACCUUCAGCAGACCGUUGAGGCUUUCUGUGCUCGGUUCCUUUUGCAACUGGCAGGUGUAUAGCCCACCUUCUUCCGGGUGGGAUGAGUUGGGACAAGGAACGAUGUGAAGGAAAAGGAGAUAUACAAGCCUCGGCGCCCUUUUAUCUCAAUUGAGGCGCUGGGUGCUUGACGAAGACAUGAAGAAAACGGACAUAACACAGGAAGAUCUAAUAAAAGGCGCAACUUGACCCAAGCGAGUAUUAUAUCUCCCAUCCGAACUUUUCGGUCGUGUCUGUAAGUGUGAACAAUAUAUCAGUGAACUAUGCUUACGUGCGGAGAAACAGUGCGAUCAAAAUCGUUCCUGGCGGUCACCACAUUUAACGAUCAUGCGAAUCAGAAUCUCAAAUCCUACUUUUCUCUGCUACCAUUACCAAAGCCUUGGUACG